Molecule: messenger RNA, 2749 nt
Organism: Glycine soja
Lineage: Eukaryota; Viridiplantae; Streptophyta; Magnoliopsida; Fabales; Fabaceae
Product: subtilisin-like protease SBT1.8
Exons: 2
Coding region: 94-2406 (770 amino acids)
Biological process (GO): proteolysis
Molecular function (GO): serine-type endopeptidase activity
Source: RefSeq, a predicted model, not a curated record
UCUUAUGACACACCCUUCUCACUCUCCCCAUUAAAUAAACAAAGAAAGAGAGAAAGAAACUCAACCUCGUUCGUUUCGUUCCUCCAUGAAAUAAUGGCUUCCGUUUCUACUUUCUGUUUCGUUCUCUUCUUCUUCUUCUUCCUCACACAAUGCUGGUUCUUAACUUCAGCAAAGAAAACCUACAUAGUUCACAUGAAACACCACGAAAAGCCUUCGGUUUACCCCACACACACUGACUGGUACAGCGCCAGUCUUCAACAAUCUCUCACUCUCACCACUGCCGAUUCAGAUUCCGAUUCCAAUCCGUUACUCUAUUCCUACACCACCGCCUACAACGGUUUCGCCGCGUCCCUCAACGACGAACAGGCGGAACAGCUUCUCAGAUCCGAGGAUGUUCUCGGAGUGUACGAGGACACGGUGUACCAGUUGCACACCACCCGCACUCCUGAGUUUCUAGGGUUGGAAAAGGAAACAGGGCUUUGGGAGGGUCACACCGCACAGGAUCUCAACCAGGCUUCCAAUGACGUCAUCAUUGGGGUCCUCGACACCGGAGUGUGGCCGGAGUCGCCGAGCUUCGACGACGCAGGAAUGCCGGAGAUUCCGGCCCGGUGGCGCGGCGAGUGCGAGACGGGUCCAGAUUUCUCCCCCAAAAUGUGUAACAGGAAACUCAUCGGCGCUAGAAGCUUCUCUAAAGGUUUCCAUAUGGCCUCAGGGAUUGGGGUGAGAGAGAAGGAGCCAGCGUCGGCACGUGACAGGGAUGGUCACGGGACCCACACGUCGAGCACCGCCGCGGGGUCGCACGUGACGAACGCGAGCUUAUUAGGUUAUGCGAGCGGGACCGCGCGUGGGAUGGCUCCCACCGCACGUGUGGCUGCUUAUAAGGUUUGCUGGACCGACGGCUGCUUCGCCUCCGACAUUCUCGCCGGAAUGGACCGUGCCAUCGAGGACGGCGUCGACGUCCUCUCGCUCUCCCUCGGUGGCGGUUCCGCACCGUACUUCCGCGACACAAUCGCCAUCGGCGCGUUCGCCGCCAUGGCGAAAGGUAUCUUCGUUGCAUGCUCCGCCGGGAACAGUGGGCCCCAGAAGGCCUCGCUUGCCAACGUGGCACCGUGGAUAAUGACGGUUGGUGCAGGAACCCUAGAUCGUGAUUUCCCUGCCUACGCUUCUCUCGGUAACAAAAAAAGAUUCUCCGGUGUUUCUCUCUAUAGUGGAAAAGGAAUGGGGAACGAACCGGUUGGUUUGGUUUAUGACAAAGGCUUGAACCAGUCAGGUAGCAUUUGCUUGCCCGGUUCGCUUGAACCGGGUCUGGUUCGUGGGAAGGUGGUUGUUUGCGACCGUGGAAUCAACGCGCGGGUGGAGAAAGGUAAGGUGGUGCGUGAUGCCGGUGGUGUUGGGAUGAUUCUCGCGAACACAGCAGCGAGUGGGGAGGAGUUAGUUGCGGAUAGUCACCUGCUACCGGCUGUGGCAGUUGGAAGAAUCGUGGGGGACCAGAUCAGAGCCUAUGCUUCUUCCGAUCGUAAUCCAACGGUGCAUCUUGAUUUCCGUGGAACAGUAUUGAACGUUAAGCCUUCACCAGUAGUGGCAGCUUUUAGUUCCAGAGGGCCCAAUAUGGUUACCAGACAGAUUCUGAAACCGGACGUUAUUGGGCCUGGGGUUAACAUCUUGGCCGGGUGGUCCGAAGCAAUUGGGCCAUCAGGGUUAUCCGAUGACACUAGGAAAACUCAGUUCAACAUCAUGUCAGGUACAUCUAUGUCUUGUCCACACAUAAGUGGAUUGGCUGCCUUGUUGAAAGCUGCACAUCCGCAAUGGAGUCCUAGUGCGAUAAAAUCAGCACUAAUGACAACGGCAGAUGUACACGACAACACCAAGUCCCAACUCCGUGAUGCGGCAGGGGGUGCAUUUUCCAACCCAUGGGCUCAUGGUGCGGGCCACGUGAACCCACACAAGGCACUUUCCCCUGGGCUUGUCUAUGAUGCCACACCAAGUGACUACAUUAAGUUCCUAUGUUCCUUGGAGUACACACCUGAACGCAUACAACUCAUUACUAAGCGUUCAGGUGUUAAUUGUACUAAGAGGUUCUCUGACCCUGGCCAAUUGAACUACCCUUCAUUCUCUGUUCUCUUUGGCGGUAAGAGGGUCGUGAGGUACACACGAGUCCUGACCAACGUGGGCGAGGCAGGCUCCGUCUAUAACGUCACCGUGGAUGCACCUUCCACGGUGACGGUAACGGUGAAGCCUGUCGCGCUCGUGUUUGGAAAAGUAGGGGAAAGGCAAAGGUACACGGCAACCUUUGUGUCCAAGAAUGGUGUCGGGGAUUCCGUUAGGUAUGGAUUUGGAAGCAUUCUGUGGAGCAAUGCGCAACACCAAGUUAGGAGCCCAGUUGCUUUUUCUUGGACUUUGUUGUGAGAUUAUUGCUUCUUUUUUUUUUAACUGCACAGCCACUAUUCCAAGCCCAACCAAACAUGCCUUUUGCCUGGAGCUGAUUGAGGCUUUUGUUGAUGUCAGCCAACACUAUUAUUAACAUUAUUUAGUUGGACAUUUAGAAGGUUGUGUAUUUUUUUUUUAAUUGUGAGAAUUGAAGAAAAAAAGAGAGGUGAGAUUGAGAAGAAGAGCGAGGAGAGAUGCUUGUUUUCUUUGUUUAUUGUGUGUAUCCAGUAAAAACAAAUGUUACAAAACAAGGGCGUUGAUGGUAUGUAUAAACGACUGGCUCUAAUUAUCCUUAAGAAUGAGAUUUCAUUUUUCUCCUCAA